UUAAAGGAUACAAACGGAAAAAAGUGUUGUGGAGUUUUGCCUGUCUUUCCUGGAAAGUACUGGACGUAACUGAAUAUUAUAAUGAGGGAAUUUAGACGGAAUAAUGCAUUUCCCUCAAUCAUUUGACAAACUCAUUCGCUUUGGAUUAUGACAUUAUAUAAUUUUUCUACGAAGACGAGUUGGAAUUACUGUUAGUGGUUUCUUUACAUCCGUUUUACAUAGUUUUAUUAAGUAUUAUUCUGUCUUUGUAAACUAUUAGUAAUGUAACACGUUUUAACCGUUUGUUUGUCACUCUUGAUAAUUUGUGACUCGCUGCUGUUGGAUCAAAUUACGCUAAAACCAUUUCCAAACCUACUCGCCUAUCCAAUGUCAUAAUUCUGGAGUUAUUUGUAUUUAUGUACAGUAGCAGUAUAAUUGCAAUGAAAAAUCUUCAGGUACAUGUCAUUUUGUUGACUCUGACGUGGAUUCAUGCAUCUGACUUGAAGUCUUCCAUGGUCCUGAAUUACACAGGAGCAGAAGAAGGAAAUGCACAAUUACAACCAAACACUUUUGUCAAAAAGUACACAAAUGAUAUACAAUCAUAUAGAAGAUCUGCAAGGUUAUCCACUUCCAGGAACACAGAUAUACUCAGGAAGCCUCAGAAUGAUCAGAACGUGGAGUCCUCACGACCCCCAGCCAGGAGGCUCCUGAAAGGGCAAAGACCAGUUCCACACAGGAAACCCAGUGUAACUGACAGCAGUCCUGCUCAAGAACCUAAUUUUCAAUCUACUCCACUGGGCGCCACUAGCUCCAUUAACAUCUUGGCUGGCUUUGCAGGUAAAAACCGUGUGCUGGUCAUUUCGGCUCCCAACGACUCUGAUGGCUAUUACAGGUUAAUGAUGAACUUGCUCAAGCCUGAUGUGUACUGCGAGAUGGCGUACAGACACAUGCAGCAGAUCAUAAUGUUUCAUGACAAGGGGAAGAUGGGAGGCAAGGUGAGACGAGUUAGCAAUCAGGGAUCUCUGGUGGAGGAGCCGCUGGAUCCAGCCCUGGUGCCAAGACUUAUGGGCUUCCUGAAGUUGGAGGAUGGUAAGUUUGGAAUGGUGCUUCUAAGAAAAACCCUUCAGGUAGAGGAAAGAUACCCAUACCCUGUUCAGCUGGAGGCAAUUUAUGAAGCCGUAGACCAGGCACCUAUGCGUAGACUGGAGAAGGCCAGGCAAAAGGGCUUUGUGCAAAAGUGCAAGACUGCUGGAGUUGAGGGCCAAGUGGUGCAGUCUGUUGGCUCAAAUGCAGUUGGUUUGCAACCACAGGUGAACAUGGCAGAAAACACAAGGCGACACAAGGUAAAACCGGUCCCUCAGCCCACCCAGAUGACUCAGGCACAAAUAUCAACUACCAUCAGCACUACUACAAUGACUACAACCACAAAACGUACUACCUUGAAAACUACAACCUCAAAACCUACUAUAACAACCACUGCACCCUCUACCACCAUUUUCCCCUCAACAACAACUACUAUUACUACAAAUAUACCCACAACAGUGGGGCAAACACAUCCACACACAACCGUACCCUGGCACACAUCUGUUCCCAAUACCUCUGAACGUGUCUACCGGUCCUCACCACGAAACCAUCUGAGGGACACAACUACUCAUCUCUCUGUUACCUCAAACUUCUACAAACAACGUAAAGAAAAAUACCCAGACCACACGCAAAAGAUUUCAACUGCAAUCUCACCAACACAAGCAUCCAUACAGAAGCCCAAGGACAAACUGCCUGUGGUGAAACAUGGAUGGAGUAAAAAGCUUAGUCAGCACAGCAGAGAACGUGACACACAGAGGCCCACUGCUAAUAAACCAGAGACGGAACUUAUGACCAGCCAAAAGGGGAAAACUAAACCUGACAGUGCCGACAGGGGGAAGAAGAUGGAUAGACCUGAAAAGCCUUUAAGGAAGAUACCUGCAGGGAAAAAAGACUCAAAAGUGACUAAGGAGACAAAUGUUAGUGUUCAAAAUAAAAAAGUGCAAAAGCCAGAUGUCUUUGAAGAAAGGGCUGUUGUGGAUCAGGCAGCGAAUCCCAAGAAAUCGUUAGACACUUUUUUGAGUUAUUUUCAGAGAAGACGACGACUCAUGAUAAUUACUGCUCCAGAUGAGCAGAAUCAUAUGUACAGUGAACAGAGGGAUGAGUACCUGGAGCAAGUUUGUGAUAUGGCACUACGUAAAAUUUCCAUCAUCAGCAUCUUUGGGCCCCUCACAAACAGUACCAUGAAGAUUGAACACUACCAGACAGAACAGGAUAAGCCCUUGCGGGGCCUGCCGGACAGUGACCUUAUCAACCAGGACCUCAUCACAGCAUUUCGGAAGCAUUUUGGGAUGAUUUAUAAUGAUUUCAACAUAGUGUUGACUGACUUUGACAUGAAAGUCAAGCAACGAUAUGAAGUGCCGAUUGUCAUGAAAGCAGUGUUUGACUACAUUGACACAUUGUCAACCCGCAUUAAAGAAAUAGAACAGCAGAGGAAACAUGCAGUUAUGUGCAAGAAAGAAGAUAAAUCAAGAUCUCUCGAGGACUUCCUAUCUAGAUUCCGUUGGAGGCGGAGACUGUUUGUAAUAUCCACCCCUACUGAUGAAGAAUGGGCCUAUCAGCAACAACUCUACACCAUUAAUAGCCAAGCCUGCAAUCUGGGCCUGCGUCAUAUAUCUCUAUUGAAACUUGUUGGAAAAACCCUGGAUGACACGAGUGGAGUCCUGGAGCUUUAUCCCAUAAAUGGAAGUGUAUCAGUGGACCGUGAGGACCUGUCUGCCUCGCUGGUGCAGGACAUUAGGAAUUACUUCCAGAUCAGCCAAGAAUAUUUCUCCAUGCUGCUUGUCGGGAAAGAUGGCAAUGUGAAAUCCUGGUAUCCCUCCCCUAUGUGGUCCAUGUCAAUCAUUUACGAGCUGGUCGACUCCAUGCAGCUUCGUAGGCAGGAGAUGGCCAUCCAACAGUCUCUCGGCAUGCGCUGCCCUGACGAUGACUAUAGUCAUCAUGAUGGUUACCAUGAGGGCUAUCAUCGUGGUUACGGAUAUUAAGAACAGAGGGGAAUGUCUUAGAGCCUGUGCACUCUCUACUAGGAAAAGUGUGAAUAGUUUCAAAUGUCAGAAAACCUUGCCUUUGCGUUUUUCUUACUAACUACGUCUACGGACAACUCUCACUUUACUAUUUUGUGGUAGCUGAUAUUUAGAUUUGCUGUUGACAUGAAGUAGAUGAUUUCUUUGAUGUUUUUGAUUUUGACUUUUCAUAACAUGAAUGUAUUUGCAUGUGGGA
Molecule: messenger RNA, 3279 nt
Organism: Sinocyclocheilus rhinocerous
Lineage: Eukaryota; Metazoa; Chordata; Actinopteri; Cypriniformes; Cyprinidae
Gene: ccdc80l1
Product: coiled-coil domain containing 80 like 1
Exons: 7
Coding region: 396-3044 (882 amino acids)
Biological process (GO): extracellular matrix organization; positive regulation of cell-substrate adhesion
Cellular component (GO): basement membrane
Source: RefSeq, a predicted model, not a curated record